ACUUUCUUUCUUUGAUAUAGAAAUAAGUGCUACUUUCCUACUACUACCAGUUUGUUCUUAUUGUCGUAACCCAACAUUACAUACUGUUGCACAACUUGUACUUUUUUUUUGCCCUAGCAAGAUUUUUCUGAUCAUUCAUUAUACAGACUUUUUACAACCACGAGGAAACUACCCACUAAACACCCAUUUGAAUCAUCAUGACAAAGCGAUCACACUCCGACACUCAUAGCCAUACUAGAGGCAAAGAUAAGUCAUCGUCUAACUUAAAACUAAUCAAUACUUCCAAUGGGAUCAGAGUAUCACAAGCAUGUGAUCGAUGUAGAAUCAAGAAAAUCAAAUGUGAUGGACAGUUACCUUGCGUAAAUUGCAAGAAAAUUGGAUUUGAAUGCAAGACAAGUGAUAAGCUAACUAGAAGGGCUUUUCCCAAGGGGUAUACUGAAAAUUUAGAAUUGAAAUUAAAGGAGCUUGAACGUAUUAACAAGGAUUUGCAAGAUAAGUUGCAAGAUUUAGGUCAUACAAAGGAGGCAGACACGAGUAUGGGCCCAAGAACUUCGUCCACAACAUCAAUAUCUUCAACUCCUGCCAAUCCGAGCAUUCCCACUACCACCACCACAAAGGAUAAAGUUAUAUUUCAAUCGUCUAACCAAUCGGUUCAAAUUAACAACCCAAUUGAUCAAAUUUUCAACCUAGACAAUAAGGGAAUAAUUAUUGGUAAUGAUAACCUAAACUUUGAAUCCCAAUUUAACCAUUUGCUUAUCGAUUUGAACUUACCUUUUUUGAAAAUUACAAACACCCAUAACUAUUUGUUAAAUGAUCCAAACAGCUAUCUUUAUAAUCCUUCGUACACCAAAAGCAAUCAACUACACAAUAAGGAUUUGGAUAUAAUUUACAACCCCUUGACUGCGGAUGAUCACAGUAAUAAUACCAGCCAUGCCACUCCAGAGUUAUCACCUGCACCCGCUGGUCAGAAACUUCCAGUUGACGUUUAUGACUUGUUUAUCAAACUUAUCAACAAUUUCAAAAACUUGUUUAGCAGCAAAAAGGAAAUGGACAAUCAAGUGAUUCAAUUCUUUCUAAAUUACAAUAUUUUCAUUCCGAUUUUUGAUUAUAAGCAAUUCAUGCUUUCAUACGAAGCUUUUCACAAUAUGUAUCCGUUCAUGUUUACCUAUGAUGAUGCAACCAUAAAUGGAUUCUACCUAUCAAAUUCAAGUGAUUACAAUCUUGUUAAUCAGUAUCUCCUAACAAUUAUCCAAAUUUACGCUAUGAUCAUGAUUAAUGACCCAACCAUUAAUUUAAACUUACUAUUAAACCAUCCAAACCCGCAAUAUAAUCCACCCUAUGAACUGAAGCCAAAUGCUUCAAUUAUAAAAUCAAUAUAUGAUUUCUUGCCUUAUAUGAAUGGAUUUCAUAUCUCGAUAAACCAAUUACAAACUUACCUUCUCUUCUUGUAUUAUUCGUUGUUAACAAACAAUAAAGAAAAAUCAUUGAUAUUAUCGGCAUUGGUAAACGCAUUCAUUGGUGUAUUGGGGAUUAAUCUUAAUCUGAAGAAUUUGUUCUUUAAUGACUUAUCAUUAAAUCAGCAACAAAGAAGAACAAGAGUGCAGAUAUUUUGGGUGUUUAAGAUUUUGUUGAAGUGUUUUAAUUUGAAAUUUGGGUUCAAGCCAAGUUUAAAUACCACUGUAAUCAAUCCAGUCACUAUUGAUAGGUAUUUUCAAUUGACCCCGGAAAAGUUGUCUUCUUUAUUAGAUGAUAACGAUGACUUGUUUAACAACUUAUUAAAGCCAAGUAUAGAGUUCUUGAAUUUGAUGAAUAUUGUUAUUCCAUCAUCUUUCUCCCCCAACUAUUACCAAUAUUUAAGGCAAAACAAGAAAAAGCGUGAACAUCAUAGUUCCCAUAGAUUAGACUGGAUUUUGAACGAAGAUGAUGGUGAUGGGAAUGAUGGAAACUUAAAUUAUAAUUAUAAUCAAUUCUUAACCAUUGACAAAAAUUUAGCAAAUUGGAGACAAUCGUUGAAAACCAAGAAAUUACGUUUAGUUCCCUUGCAUAUGGAAAUGGGAUUGCCAAAUUAUUUAAAUAUCACUGAAAAUGAUCUUUAUCAUGAUAUAAAAUCACAAACCUCGGGUAUAACACCUACUGGAUUGGUUAAUUAUGAAACUACAGGUACACCUGAUAUUCAUACCGCAUCUCAAUUGAUUAAAAUUCAACUAAAUUUCCAUUAUAUUUUGAUAAGAUCUAUGAAUUAUCUUAACUUUAUAGUGGAUAAGGAAUUGAAUUUCAACAAUUAUCAAGAAAUCGCCGAGAUUUCCCAGGAGGUAUUAAGUUAUUUCUUAUUGAUAUUCGGUCAUCUUGAUAAAUCAGUGGAAAAGCUAGCUGAACCUAUAAAGCCUUCAAAUUCGGUUGUAAUGCAAAGCUUAGGAUUAGAUGUUGAUGAACAUGGAUUUGUUAUUAACGAUUUUGCCAAAAAGAGAAAGAAAAAUAAGAAAGCCGCUAAAUCUAAAAGAUAUGUUAAACAAAUUCCAAAAUCUCCAUUCAAUAUCAUGUUGAAUGGAUUAUCUAUGACAGUCAUCAAUUUGAAAAAAUCGAUUGUAUUGCAGAUGAUUUACCUUUUGAUAUGCCAGUUAAAGUUUAAUAAACCUACUGAAAAUUCGAUUGAGUUAUUAAAUAGGUCUGUUGAUUUGUUUAUGCAUGUUUUCAUAAAUUAUAAACCAGGAUUGGAAAAUUCUGAACGCAAAUUAAGAGAAGAUAUUUUAUUUAGAAAACUCAUGAAUGAUGAGUUUAAGGAUGAAAUAUUAAACAACCAAGAUGAUGACGAUGAAGAUGAUGAUGAAGAACCAGACUCCUACAAAUCAAUAGAUUGGGAUGAUGAGGAAUUAGAUGAAGACUUGAAGUACUUAAAAAUAUUGAAAUAUGUUAAAUAUAAAAGCAAUGAUAUUUUACAUCAUUCAAAGAUUCCAACUCCAGAUCAGGUGCACUUUCAUCAUCAUAUACAUUCCACUUCCCCACCACCUGCACCUCCAAAACUACCAUUACCAAAUCCAUCAGCUAGCUUUUAUGGACAACCAUCAUCAUAUUCAUUAAACAAAGUCCCGUCACUUUCAAAGUUUGACAUGCAAUUAGACUCAGACAUUAGACAAGAUCAAGAUUUAAGUAAUAAAGAACGAGGGGUGAUUAAUGAUUUAAUCAGACUUAGUCGAACACCAACUACAUCUCCCAAUAAAUUGCUUUCACCUAUUCAACCAACGCAACCGCUGCUGAUGCAAUCGCUGAAUCUUCAUCCAUUGCCUCCGCCUUCUCUUUUAUUGGACAAAAAGGGCAAUUGGGGACAACGUCAUCCCAACUGAGUAUUAUCAGAGGUAUUGACAGUUAUAUAAUAUUUGUAUAAUAUGAUAUUUAUAGUGUAUAAUUAGAAUCUAUUUGAUUUAAAACAAUUUGUUGU
Molecule: messenger RNA, 3436 nt
Organism: Spathaspora passalidarum NRRL Y-27907
Lineage: Eukaryota; Fungi; Ascomycota; Pichiomycetes; Serinales; Debaryomycetaceae
Gene: ZCF16
Product: Zcf16p
Exons: 1
Coding region: 198-3341 (1047 amino acids)
Biological process (GO): positive regulation of transcription by RNA polymerase II
Molecular function (GO): DNA-binding transcription factor activity, RNA polymerase II-specific; zinc ion binding; sequence-specific DNA binding
Source: RefSeq, a predicted model, not a curated record